Fonsecaea erecta is the source of this 258-nucleotide messenger RNA. RefSeq lists its product as hypothetical. The transcript is spliced from 3 exons. NCBI's taxonomy places the organism in Eukaryota, Fungi, Ascomycota, Eurotiomycetes, Chaetothyriales, Herpotrichiellaceae. The coding region runs from base 1 to 258 and encodes 85 amino acids. The record is from RefSeq and is a predicted model, not a curated record.
AUGAAAAACGUCCUCAAUCGCGAAUACCUCCAUCAACAAACAGAAAAGACGAAGGUCAUCCGCGAAAGGAUCAGCGCUUCUGACCCUGCUACCACCGUCUCAACUAUGGGUGCCAUUCUUCUCGUGGCCGAUAUUGAGACGCUCCUGGGAAUGCGGUCGCAAGUGGAGAUUCAUCUGAGGGCCAUCCGCCAUCUGCUUAAAUCAUCUAGGAUCGGCCAAGUAUACCUGACCGACGGCAUCAAGCGCGAUAUUUUGUAA